UGACUGAAGUCCAGGUGGGAGGGGCCGGAGGUUCAAUCCUUCCGACUGACGAGUCUCUGAGACUGGCUUGUCCACCGUGGGACCGACGGGGACUGGUGGCGUCGCCGACCCUCGCUGUGCCGCGGCAGGAUUGUCUGAAGAAUCUUCACGGAAAUCUUUGCUGGCAGUCAGCGAUGGCGAGUAAGGGGCCCUCGGCCUCUGCAUCCACUGAGAAUUCCAGUGCAGGGGGGCCCAGUGGCAGCAGCAAUGGCACUGGUGAGAGUGGAGGGCAGGAUAGUACCUUCGAGUGCAACAUAUGCCUGGAUACAGCCAAGGACGCUGUCAUCAGCCUGUGUGGCCACCUCUUCUGUUGGCCGUGUUUGCAUCAGUGGUUGGAGACUAGACCUAAUAGACAAGUGUGUCCAGUUUGCAAAGCUGGAAUCAGCCGAGACAAGGUCAUCCCACUCUAUGGCAGGGGCAGCACCGGGCAGCAGGAUCCCAGAGAGAAGACUCCUCCUCGUCCUCAAGGCCAGAGGCCAGAGCCCGAAAAUAGAGGGGGAUUUCAAGGAUUUGGAUUUGGAGAUGGUGGCUUUCAGAUGUCUUUUGGAAUCGGAGCAUUUCCAUUUGGGAUAUUUGCCACAGCAUUUAACAUAAAUGACGGACGGCCUCCUCCAGCUGUCCCUGGGACACCCCAGUACGUGGAUGAGCAGUUUCUGUCACGCCUCUUCCUGUUUGUAGCCCUAGUGAUCAUGUUCUGGCUCCUGAUCGCCUAAUACAGGACCCUGUUUGCAUCUACAGCAGCACCUCUGGACUGGUGAUGUGCCACACCCACUUCUGGUGUUUGACUUGCUUAAUCCCGACCCCUGGAAUCAAGGGUCAGAAACACAUCAAGGAGUCUUGCUUCUCCAUUAGAGCUUUGGAACUCAAAAGUUGACGAGGAAUCCCCAGUUUCACCGCUGCUGUAGACACCCUCCUAUAACCUCAGGUCUUUUGUUGAAUCACCUCUCAGAGGUGACAAUGUGAAGUCCUGUUCCAGCCUUCUCAGCGGGUCCCAGCUCCAUACAGGGAAGAGAUGGGAAGAAAGAAACAGUUUUUUCACCAGAACUUUAUAUUACAGAAAUGAAGGGAUGAACCAAAUGGUAUUUAUGAAAACUUACUUUCAUCAUUUUAAAUGCCCUUGGUAAGUGGCCUCCACUCCCUCUACUGUGAGACUCUGGUCCAGAUACCAGUGCUGCUCUGUCUGCCCUCCUGCCCUCCCCUUCUCAGCAGAGACAUAAGAAUUACUGCCCCAAGAAGGCCAUAAUUGCAGCAGCAGAAGCUGAAGAUGCUAUGUGACUUUGCCGGAGACUCUGGUCUUUGAUUGGCCCUGGGUCUCAUGCAGUGUCUUGGCUCUGAAAAGCAGCUUGAAUGACCUCCUGGUUUCCUGGUUAGAUUGUCCCUGGUGUCACUUGGCUCAGAUUUCCCAUCAGCUUCCUCCUCUAGACUACUGCUGAAUUUGAACCAACUACUCUGCUUCAGAGCUUUGAUGCAGGGACAGCAGGACGAGUAGCCCUGCCCCUUGGCUGUAGAAGCCUGAGUAGUCCUCUCUCAGAACUUGCCCAGAGAAACUAGAGGCUUUCCUCAGUCAGCCCAGCUGCACAUAGAACUACCAUCCUCAGAAGCCAUUGUCCUUUUUAAAAGAGUCUGGGACAUUGAUUCCACCUGUGGUCCUGAUGUUUGUAUAGCUUGAUGGAUUUACCUGAAAACUCUUUGAAUGUGUGCUGAGCCCAGAGGCACUUGAGGCUUCUGAGCAAGCCUCCCCUGGUGAUAUGUAAAAGCAAAGGACCACAGUGGUACAGUGUGGUCUUCCUUCUUCAUUCUUCCCACACAUUGAUUUGUUCUUGAAAUUCAUAAGAUGCUUCCUCUGAACCUGAUUCUUGGAAUGUGGUACCAGGCAGGAGAAUAGUUUGCCUGCUCAGACCGUUCUUGCUCUGCCUGUGAGGCUUCAUCUUAGAAACAUCUCCUUUUGAAGACCUCAGCAGGGCAGCAAAAUGAACUUCUGCAGGACUCUUUUGUUCACUUUUCCAUCACCAUUGCCCUAGCAAUAACCAGAAACUGGGCUUUUGCCUUGCCUGGUGAUUUUUCUAGAUAGGCUCUCUAUUAUCUAUGGAAUCCUAGAUAAUAGAUUGAGGAUGGUGAAAGAGCCCUCCUCCUCCCUGCACGGUCCCCACCUGCCAAUGCCAGUGUUAGUAUCAAAAUGGAUACAGUAUGAAGUAUUGAGUAGGAGGGUGGUUUGGCAAAUCCAGCUGAUAACAAUAAGCCACCAAUUUUAUAGUGUGCUGACAGAUUUAAAAUAUGCUUUGUCACUUGGGAAUCCCCAGUCACAGGGGUGCCUGGAGUGUCUCUGUUCUAGAGAGAAUUGAUAGGAGCCCUCAGUGUAGUGUAGCCUUAAGUAGUAGAGGGAAAACUUAAACCAAUGAACACAAGAGAAAUGAAAGAAGAGUUUUAGUAGUGGAGUGAAUCAUUUGGAAUCUGGUAAAAUGGAAUGAACCCAGUGUGUACUCACCUAAGGUAUCCCAGGGCACACCAGUAGCAAAGCUGUGAUGAUGAGCUGUGUAUCCUUUGUGAACAGGGUUACACACCUGCCAGCGGCUGAGGCAGGACAGCCAACUUGGGAGUUCCCUCUCCUUUGUAGGCUAUCCCUCUGAAGGCUCACCACUCGUCCUAUGGCCAAGGCAGCUUCCCCUUCUAAGUUUGUGUGUCCUUCAGCCUCCACCUUCCUGCCACCUCAUGGACAAGGACAGUCAGAAAAUGGGAACAUAUAAGGCAGCAUACAUUGACCAGCCGCUGAUUUUCACUGUUGUGAAAGUGAUUUGAUUUAGAAUUAAAUGGUUUUACAUUGC
Messenger RNA from Microtus ochrogaster (prairie vole), 2861 nucleotides. RefSeq names its product ring finger protein 185 (gene Rnf185). Gene Ontology annotation, molecular function: ubiquitin protein ligase activity; metal ion binding. Gene Ontology annotation, biological process: ubiquitin-dependent protein catabolic process. Lineage: Eukaryota; Metazoa; Chordata; Mammalia; Rodentia; Cricetidae. The record is from RefSeq and is a predicted model, not a curated record. Gene Ontology annotation, cellular component: endoplasmic reticulum.